GUGCGCUCGGGAAACCGGCGGUGGCGCUAGCGCCCUCCCCCGUUCUCUCUCUCCCUCCUCCCUCCUCUUUUUGCUUUCCCUUCCCUUCCCCCUGCCUUGCUUGCCCGGUGCAUUCUCCGAUUAAAGGGAGGAGGAGGAGGGCAGAGAAGGAGCCUGGCCGCCAUUUUUUCCCCGAACAGAAUUUAGCAGCAGAAAAACAGCAGCCGCAGCGCCACUUCCGCGGCUGCUGGGGCGGCCUGCUGUCCUACCCGGGUGGAGCGUAGGACACGAAGGCAAAAAGGGGGAGAAGGAAACGCCGCAGAGAUUAUUGCACACUGUGCCCCACUUUGAAGAAGCGACAGACCCUCCUUUGCAGUAGGAGGAGGCGGAGGCGCCGCAACUGCAGCCGCCGCCGCCACCGGGGGCAGGAAAGCGGGAGCGCCUUCUUCCUCCCCCGCCGCCGCCUCUUCUUCUUCCUCCAGGGUGUGUGGGGUGGGGUGGUUGCAAAAGAGAAGACAACCUUCCCCCCUUCCCAAAUCCCUUCCUUCCCCAGCCCUUUUCCUGCCCGCCCGCCCUCCUCGCCUGCAGAAGAGCAGGGAGCAGGCGGGCAGGGAAAGGGGAGCCGGGGCUGGAAGGAAGGGGGGGGAAAGGGGGAGCGAGCGAGAGAGAAAGAAAGCAGCGGCGACGAAGACGACUACGGUAGUGGUACCGGCAGCAGCAGAGAAGGAAGAGAACUCGGCUUCUCUCUCGCCUUGUUUGCAAACUGCGCCCGUUUUAAUAUUUUUUUCGCACCGGGCCGGAUCCGCCCGGACUCUGCUCCAUCACGUGGCUGCCCUCUGGCGAGGCAGUAGGAGACAGCAGAGCUGGCCUCUGCAACAGGAGAGGCUGGACUUCCCGUCUCUCUGUGCUGAAUGGCUACUAUGGCGCCUGCUCUCACUGAUGCAGCAGCUGAAGCUCACCACAUCCGGUUCAAACUGGCUCCCCCAUCCUCCGCCCUGUCUCCUAGCAGUGCCGAAAACAACGGCAACGCCAAUAACAUCCUUGUCGCCACCAACGGCACCAAAAGGAAAGCUGAGGAUUCGAGUCUAGAUUUCAGAAAUAACCCUACAAAGGAGGAGCUGGGAAAGCUGCAGCCCCUGGUGGCGUCUUACCUCUGCUCGGAUGUGACCUCGGUUCCUCCGAAGGAGUCUUUGAAACUGCAAGCGGUCUUCAACAAACAGACAGUCCUUAAGUCUCACUCUCUGUUAUCUCAGUCCUUCUUGAAAACUAGUGACCUCUUGGGGAGGCAACCAGUGUUGGAGCUUUCCUUGGAAAACCUAAAAACCAUGAGUACUAGUAGUCCAACACCUCUGCCGCAAGCUCCUGUCAAUGGCUUGGCUAAAAAAUUGGCUAAGAGUAAUAGCUCUGAUCAUGAAAACUUGGCUUCGCUCAAUGGCGGGAAGCUUGUUCCUCCUCCUGCAGCCCUCCACGGCGCUGAUUCUAAUAGCCCUGGGGGUUCUGACUUGGGGGACCUGAAAUCUGCUUUGACUAACUGCACUCUUCCACACAGAAGCCUUGAUGGAGAGCAUACCACUCCAGUUAGCAAUAAUGGCGUUGCAAAUAAGCAUAACCACAGUUCCCCAGAACACCAGCAUGGGCUUGAAGGGGGUGGAGAGAACAGGUUAUUGUCAUUAUCUGGUGUGACUGCUUGUUCCAGUCUUGGGAGCAAUAAACCAGAAGAGCAGAAGAUUGCUCUGCCAAGCAGUUCCUUUAGCACCUUAGAUUCAGAUAUGAGGACAAGAGUGCUGUUGCGGCGGCAGGCAGACAUUGAGAAUCGUGCUCGUAGGCUGCAAAAGCGCUUGCAGGUGGUGCAGGCUAAGCAGGUGGAGCGGCACAUCCAGCAACAGCUUGGUGGCUUCUUGGAGAAAACGCUGAGCAAGUUGCCAGCUUUGGACUCCUUGAGACACCGAAGUCAGUUGAUGCUGACCCGCAAGGCAGAAGCAGCUUUGAGAAAAGCUGCAAGUGAGACAAGUACUUCAGAGGGACUGCACAGCUUCUUAAAAAGUGACUCCAUCUCAGAAGAACUGGAGAGAUUUACUGCCAGCGGGAUGGCUAACCUGCGGUCUUGUGAACAAGCAUUUGACUCUGAUGUCACGGAUAGCAGUUCAGGUGGGGAGUCUGAUAUUGAAGAGGAGGAACUGACCAAAGCAGACACUGAACAGCACCACUUAUCACUGAGGCGAAGGUCAGAAUGGCAGUGGGCAGCAGACAGAGCAGCCAUUGUGAGUCGCUGGAACUGGCUUCAAGCGCAUGUCUCUGAUUUAGAGUACCGAAUCCGGCAACAAACGGAUAUUUACAAGCAGAUUCGAGCCAAUAAGGGCCUGAUACUCCUUGGUGAGGCGCCUCCCUCUGACCCUGCAUUAGGUGACUCAUCCCCUGCUCUUAGUGCCGACGUCAAGCUGGAGCCCGGGAUUGACAGACUGGGCACUUGCAUCUCUCAUUCGUCAGAGAACCUUUGUACGUUCGUUGGCAAUACCCAAGAGUCCCUACCUGCCAAAACCUGUGGAGUGCCGAGACCGGUCAAUGGAGUUAUUAACACUCUACAGCCAGGCUUGACAGAGCAUGCUCAGGGAGACAGCUCAGAUGCCGAGGAGUUGCUGCGUAAAAAGCAGAGACUAAACGUAACUUCUUCAGCUCCUGAUGGAACCUGUGUAGCAGCCCGCACGCGUCCUGUUCUCAGCUGCAAGAAGCGGCGGCUUGUUCGACCCAACAGCCUGGUGCCACUGUCCAAAAAGGUUCAUCGCAGUAGCAUGGGCCGGUGCAGCUGUGAUGUGAACCCCUUGUGUGCUCUCUGUGGCACGCGGAGCUCUGUGCCCCCAGAAAUCCAGUAUGAAGCCCCUUUGAUGGAGCGUCUCUCACAGCUGGACUCCUGUAUCCACCCUGUUCUUUCAUUCCCAGACGAUGUACCAAUGAGCUUGCAUUUCCAGAGCAUGUUGAAAUCCCAACUGCAGAACAAGCCCUGUGAGAAAAUCAAGCCUUCCAAAAAGCUCACACUGAAACAUCGGCCCACCAUGCCUCCCACCAGUCUGUCUGACGCUGCACGCAAGGACCGUCACAAGCUGGUUAAUACCUUCUUAGCUGCAGCCACUUGCUCGCAUCACAAAACUGAGCCAGACAAGGCACACAGGCAGUCCUUAGACGAUCUAAGGGCUGCUCCCAAGGCAGAGAGAGCGCCAGAGCGCUCGCUUAUCCUGACUCCAGUUCAUGAGAGAAAGCGAUUGCGGGACAGCUCCUCCGAGAGAAGUGAAGUAUUGAAGCACCAUACGGAUAUUGGGGGCCCCAGCUACCUCUCAAGCGCUAUGGCCACCACGGCCCACAGUCCCAUUGUGCGGCAGCUGUCCACCUCUUCGGAAAACUCCAUCCCUUCUGCCAGCACAAGCUCACUGGGCACCUCCAAUGCAUCUCAGCAGCCAAGGAGGAGGAGAGGGGAAAGCUCUUUUGAUAUUAACAACAUUGUCAUCCCUAUGUCUGUUGCUGCAACGACCCGUGUAGAAAAACUGCAGUACAAGGAAAUCCUCACACCAAGCUGGCGUGUUGUGGAUAUUGGUGCUCUGAAAGUGAACCCAGAUGAAGACAACGAAGAGAUAGAAGAUCUAUCUGAUGCAGCCUUUGCCACUCUCCAUGCCAAGUGUGAGGAGAUGGAGCGGGCAAGGUGGCUCUGGAGCACAAGUAUGCCACCUCAGAGGCGAGGCAGCAGGUCUUACAGAUCAACAGAUGGACGGACAACGCCACAGUUGGGGAACCCAUCUACCCCGCAACCAGCAUCGCCUGAUGCGGUCAACUGCUACUCGCUUUCUGACAUCUCCCACACCCACUCUCCACGCAGUCCCAUCAGCCCUGACCUGUUCUCUGGUCCCCACACCCCUUUGUCCCGGGACUCCAUGCGGCAUCUGUCCAGUGAGGACACACGUUGUUCCACACCGGAAUCUGGCUUUGAUGAACAGACUGUACAGCCCUGGGAACGACGCAGCUUCCCACUGUCCUACAACCCCAAGACAGAGUGCGAGGACCAGUUGGAUCCACAGGACCGGGCAUCACGAUGCACGCGGCGCACCUCCGGCAGCAAGCCUUCUAGAGAAACAGAUGGAGCACCCACCUCACCCACCCUUGUUUGCCUCAAGAGCCGGCAUCCAGGGGCAGUGGCCACAGUUCAGCGGCCGACUCACAGAUAAGAGAUGGACAGGAAGAUGAGAGUAAAAAGCAAUCCACCAAACUAACUCUUGGCAUUAAAGCUUCUGAAAUCUGCGUUUGAUAUUCAAACAUCCUGCCGGGAAUUUUCACAGUUUUUAGUGAAUUUAAGGAGUUUAGAAACUGUUUUAUUUUUCUUUCUUUCCAUGUUUCCUUGUCAUGCAUACCCAGUGCUGUGUGGUUUGAUGAAGAGAGCAAACUUGUCUCCCCCUUUCCAUGCUUAGUCAGCUUUACCCUCCUGUUUGGGGAGAGUACCCCUAAGUAACCCUGGAAUUGGUCAUCUGGUGAAAGGGUUCUUUUUUCUUUUUUUUUGCUGUUCAAUGUCUGUUCUCCUCACCUACCACCAUCACUGUGCCCUCCCCCAAGAUUUUAAUGGAGUAAAUUAGUGGUGAAAAGUGAUGUCUUCUGAAUACAACUUCCCUUAUUAGCUGUUCUGCUCUUGCACCACAGUGGCACUAGAAAGCACUUGCAAUGCAAACCCUUCAAUCCCUUGGUCUCCAAAGCUGUACCCAAAAGAGAUGGCUUCCCACUGGAGCUCUUCCCCUCCACUUAUUUCACCUUGUGCUACAUUAUUAAUCCAUUUGGCUGUUGGUAGCUGCUUUUGAGGCCAUCUCUGCAAGAAAAGGCAACUUACCAUCUGCACUACUGCUAAGAUUUUUUUAAAAUCGGAUUUAUUCAAAACAUACUGUGCUGCUUAAUCCCCCCCCCCCAAUAGCAAGUUAGGCGUCGGGAGGUUGUCAGCCCAGCUAGAUGUGACUUUUGUCAUUCUUCCCUCUCCUUUACUUUGCUAUUGAAUUAUUAACAUUUCAGUAUUCCCUUUUUAAUUUUGCACUUUGUCCAUUAGUUUGAAAGCUGCAGUAGGUUUUUAAAUCUGCCGCAGCUCAAUUGCAGUACAGUAGUGUUAGGCCUUAAAAUACUGAGAGGAAUGUAAGCAGGAUUCAACAACUAGCCAUCGCAGCGAGCCAUGUUUUAGCAAGUGGUAGAUAACAGUGUUUUUGUUUGUUCCACCCUAUAUAUAAAUAUAUGGACUGUGCAUUGCUUGAGAUUGCAUCUUAUAUUUUAGGGUAUGUUUGAGGUAUCUAAAUUGUUUUUUAAAAAUUAUGGAAAAAGAUAGGACUUUGUUUUUCACCACUACUGCUUAACUCCACUUCCACACAAAAUUUAAUUCAAAACAAACUUCUCAGUCAGGCUUUCUUUCCUCUUCUUCAGAACUUCUUGGGCUGACUAUUGCCAAGCUCAACAGGUUUGGAUUUUUUUUAUUUAAAGAGGCCGCUGCCAUCACAUUACAUCACACCCCCAGUGACUCCCAGAUUCUGCACACCGAUCCAUCUGUAAUGUUUUUCUGACCCUAGCGGUGUGGCUGUUGGUCCCUGUCCUGUUGUUAGCAUUGCGCCUGUCUUCUGUAUUAAUCACAUCACCAAAAAAGGAAAAAAAACAUUUUUUCUCAUUUUGUAAUCGUAAUGAAAUAGUAGCUAAACUGCUUAAUGGUUGGGGUUUUUUCACAAUUUUCAACAUUACCUAAUGUUUUUGGUUCUGUUCUAGUUAAUUUCUUUUUUAAAAGAGGAAAAACCCAAUGCUACCAUAUCCCUUUGCAUUAAGUGCUUUUCUAUUUAUAAGGUUGAAAAUUCUGAAUAACCCUCUUAGCGUUAUAAAGGAAAAAUCCACAAAAAAACCACCUUGUAUUUUGUAAAUAUUUCUUUUCCUGCUUCAAGCUGUGUACUGUCCUUGUUAUAUAGAAAUGCUUUUCUUCAGAGAAGCUGAUCUUUGUUUAAUGUCUUGAUUCUGUUGGCCAAAGCACAAAUGUGUGCUUAUAAAAAAAAAAGAUUAAAAAAAUCAAAAAGUUAAGAAAA
Messenger RNA from Rhineura floridana, 6056 nucleotides. RefSeq names its product KAT8 regulatory NSL complex subunit 1 (gene KANSL1). The transcript is spliced from 15 exons. Bases 891 to 4190 code for a protein of 1099 amino acids. The record is from RefSeq and is a predicted model, not a curated record. Gene Ontology annotation, molecular function: histone acetyltransferase binding. Gene Ontology annotation, cellular component: NSL complex. NCBI's taxonomy places the organism in Eukaryota, Metazoa, Chordata, Lepidosauria, Squamata, Rhineuridae.